Oppia nitens is the source of this 1335-nucleotide messenger RNA. RefSeq lists its product as uncharacterized. The transcript is spliced from 10 exons. The coding region runs from base 1 to 1335 and encodes 444 amino acids. NCBI's taxonomy places the organism in Eukaryota, Metazoa, Arthropoda, Arachnida, Sarcoptiformes, Oppiidae. The record is from RefSeq and is a predicted model, not a curated record.
AUGGCCAGCAUUUUAACGGAUAUUUGCCAAAAACUAUUGAUUUUUAUAUUACUUAAUGGCAUCUGUAUUGAAGAUUGUCAGUCCUUAAGAAUAAUUAAUUUAGAAGUUCCGUUGGCCGUUGCAAAGGGACAGUCGGUUAUACUUUUUUGUAACUAUGAUCUGGAAGGGGAUGAACUGUAUUCUGUUAAGUACUAUAAAGAUUACGUUGAGUUUUAUCGUUAUUUGCCGACCGACGACCCCCGACCCGGACAGAAGUUUAAGCUCAACGGCGCUUAUGUUGACAUUACUCGAUCCAAUGCAACCCAUGCUUUUCUAUCGUAUACUGAUUUGAACUCUGACGGAAUGUACGCCUGCGAAGUAAGCACUGAAGGUCCGUCCUUCGCGACCAUUAGAAGUGAGAGACUAAUGAAAGUUUACGCACUGCCCGUCGAAAGUCUGCGGAUUGUUGGCAAAGAAGUUGAGUACGACGUUAACGACAAGAUUAAUAUGAGCUGUAAGUCGGGCUCUGGUAGACCUCUUCCUCAUCUGCAAUGGCUUAUCAAUGAUAAUACGGUGAGACUUGUCAGACAAAACGCACUUCAAAACCAUUUAUCAAAAGCCAUUAAUCCUAAACAUCCAGCAUCGAGUGAUCAGUUAAUCUCAUAUAAAACCAAAACAAGCGUUGAUGGCUUACAAAGCAGUCAAUUAGGUCUGACCUUUCGGGCCACUCCUAAYUAUUUUCAUCGGGGAGUCCUUAGGUUGAGGUGUACCGCAACACUAACACUUCUCUAUGAUUUUGAAGCCAUUGAAUAUGUGGUUAGCGGAGGCACCGCUAGAAAUAAAACAUAUCUGUCCAACCAAUUUGCCAAUAAAGACUGGUCAUUACAAUCGGAUAAUAAAGAUACGCCAAUAAUUUUAGGCGUUCAACAAAAAUAUAAUGUCAACGAUGUGUUGGCCGUCAAUUGUUCAAGUGUUGCACAGGGAGCUCAACUUAAAUGGCUUAUUAAUGACCAACAAGUCAAUUCAAGUCAAACGAUACGAUAUAAUAGCGACAAAUCGGGUAAAUCAGUAUUGGGUUUGACAUUUAUGAUGGAAGUCCAACACUUUCAGCUACAAGAGCUAAAGCUGUCGUGUGUGGCUCAACACAGUCGUACAAUUGCCCACUACUCAGAUGAUGUGGUCAUCAGAACCAUGAACCAGGAGCUCAUGGAAGCCCAGAGCAAUGUUGGUGUUCAUAGUAAUGCAUACAUUGACAAAAUCUGUGGCCUUACCUACACUUUGGCGGCAAUUCUGUUAUUUUCUAUGCAAAACAUCUGUAUCUCUAAUAAUUUGUUCUCAAUAAUGGAUUAUAUAUAG